AUGUGGGGCCCCACCACUAGACUCUACAUCCUCAGAGGUUUCGUACCUCAGCAAUCGAGUCGCCAAAUAUAUUCUUCGGCUCCGCGCCAGAUCCAACGUCAGAAUCACGCCCAAGGCAUCGAGAGCAAGGUCGCAGAGUUCUACGAGCGACAUCGCGGUCGAAGGAUUGGAAAAUGGAUAGUUCCCGAGUUGAUUGACCUGGUAAAAUCCACACACGAAAGCGAUCAGCGUUUGGGACUCGAGGAAAAGCUCGCCAUUACCAACAAAAGGCUUGAUGCUCUCACCAUAGCCGACACCGAAAUCAGUAAAAAGCUUGAGGCUCUGGCCAUGAUGAUUGAAGACAUGCUUACUGCCGAUGCGAGAAGAGACCAACACAUUGCAACAUUGAACACGGAGAUCGCGACGUUGACCUCAAAGAUUGCGACGUUGGCUGAUAUCGUCGUCUCAAUCGCAGAGCCGCUUGUUGUCAAAGCAGCGCUCACAACAUUCAAUGUUGCGAGCAUCAUACAGGCAGCGGCAAAAGACCCAACGACAUUCCAUUCGAAUCUUGUCUUCCUCCAUUCAUCGGGACUGAUCACUCGUGGAAUUUUGCAACAAGAUCAAGUCCCCCAGACUGUCGAGGGAUGCAUAAAACUUGCAAGCGAUUUGUUGCUCCCACCUGCGAUCAUAAAGGAACCAACACGAGUUUUAUCCAACCAGCAGAUGUUGGAUGUGUUCAAACUGAUUGUGCGAGAGGGAAGCCUGAAGCAAAUCCGGGAUACUUCCGCGCACCAACAGCAGCUCAGCACUUUCUGCAACCUAGUCCGACUGCGUCAUGAGAGUGGUCCCAAGGUAAUCAGCAGUGUUAUGAAUGCUCAUUGGGACCGAGCGGAAUGGCUCUGGUUGGGGUUGUGGGGCAAGGCCUCUCACACAUUUUCUGCACAUCAGCAGCAGUAUUCGGAGGAAGAUUAUGAUCUGACACAGCUUGGGCUGCUGUCACCAAUAAUCCUCAAUAUUAGUGAGAUUUCUUAA
Molecule: messenger RNA, 1011 nt
Organism: Mycena indigotica
Lineage: Eukaryota; Fungi; Basidiomycota; Agaricomycetes; Agaricales; Mycenaceae
Exons: 5
Coding region: 1-1011 (336 amino acids)
Source: RefSeq, a predicted model, not a curated record